Molecule: messenger RNA, 719 nt
Organism: Cuscuta campestris
Lineage: Eukaryota; Viridiplantae; Streptophyta; Magnoliopsida; Solanales; Convolvulaceae
Source: the annotation of a GenBank genome assembly
CUACCCACCCCCUCCCAACACUUCGCAUUCACUCUCGCUUUUUGAUUCUGGUCGCAUCUAUUUCUCGUUCCAUCUUCUAUCUUCCCAACCCUAGAUUACCAUCUUCCUCCCCAAAUUCUGUAGAUCUGCGCCCCAUUUCAUGGAAUCGCAUGACUAUCUCUACGAUUCCAUUGUUUAUGAGACAGAUCUUGAAGAAGGUGGAUGUGAGGAUUCCUCUGUGAUUUACGGAACAUCAAUCUCUGACGACAAGGAGGAGGACGAGGUGAUCGUCAUCCAUAGCGACGACGAUGCCGAUGUUGCCCCGGUCAGAGAGAAGAAGGUGGUAAUCGACCUUGUUGAUGAGGAGGAUUCUGUAAUUUUUUUUGCCAGCGAUGAAUCUGGCAGUGAAAUUCUUGAGAAACCGACUUUGCCAUUGAUGAAAUCAAGCAUGCACCUCCACUUAGACAUCCUGAAUAUAUUAAUGCCCAGUCCAGAUCCAAACUUUUGGGCCUCAACAUACAAGUAGGGAAGUUAAUUUCCUUUCCUUACAAAUCUUUCAGGUUUAUUUAUGCCUUGAAUUUUGAGCCUUUGAUUAUGUUAAGAAGACUAUGUGCAUGUUAUACAUUGUUGCCUCCAUGAUCUUAAUUGCCCAGAUUCAAUGAUGAUUAAGUCUAAACUGUGAUGAGCAUGUUUUUUUAAAUAUGCUAAGUGUGUACUUUGAAUAACUGUGAUGCCUUCCU